GUGGUAUAAGCCCUUGGGAUGUUUUGAUCUGCUUAUCUUCCAGAAAAAAUGAUGGUCCUGGCUGCAUUCAAAUAGAUGAAUUGCAUCAUCUAGAAUUAUUCCAAAAGGUAAACCUACUUCCAGAAAUCCAGCAUUUCCUUUGCAGAAAAGAGGGAUUAUGCCAGAUAACAAAAGCCUUUUCAGACCUGCACCUCCCAGUGGUCACUCCAGAGUGCUCGAGCCAGCCUGGGCUGUCAAGGGCCAGCGCCACAAGCAACAUGUCCUGGGGCAGCGAAAGCACUGACAAGAUGCGUACUGCACGUCUGCAGUACUGGUCGAAGCCCAGCACCGCCAGAAUGAAUCAAGUAUCAGCUUCACCAGAACACAAGGACAUCCUUAAAGCUCAAGACCUUUCUGUCAUCAUCAAAGCAUAUGUGCUUGUGACAUCCUUAACACCUCUGCGGGCAUUCAUUCAUUCAACUGCCACUGUCUGGCAUCCACCCAAGAGGAAGCACUUUUCUGUAAAACUGCAAAGGUUUUUUGAGAUAUUCUUCAAAAGCAGUUCUCCCCAACAAGCCUUCAACAACAUGAAGGAAGCUAUAAGCAAACUUCUACUUAUAACUGAGGUCUUCAGUGAAUCAACUGCCUCAGGACCAAAUUAUUUCAAUCAAUGCAGCCAGUGUUUUCAAAUGCUAACCUUUGACAUUGGAUUUGGCACUUCCAUCUACCCAGUAGUUCUUGAGGUGCAUGAAAACUUUGACUUUCAAAAUGAGAACGAACCAACUAUUCAGGACCAAACUUUCAAAGAAUUUCUUUUUGAAGAUACUUUUAAAUUUCUCUUAUCUAAUGAAUCCUCAACCUCCAGUUUAAUAGAAGCUUUACAAAAAAUAUAUGGAUCAACAGUGAGCAAGGAUGGAACUUACCACAGAGAAGAUGAGCAAUGUUUGUCUUUAGAAGAGAUAAAUGCAAUGAUUACUUUCAUAAAGGAGCUGAAGAGCCUUGGACAAUUUGAGCUGCUUUUCCCUUCGGCUGCACCCAAGAUUCAAACUUUACUGCAUGACCUUUAUCACAUGGUAGACCCAAUGAGGCGGCUUGGUUCAGUCCUGACUGUGCAUCAGCUGCUUUCCAGUUUACUUGAACAAUUUCAGUCCAUGACUAAAGAGGCACAUACAAGUCUUUCAGAAUGGAGAAGCAAGAAAAACUUGCAAACUACAAUGAAGCCUAG
Molecule: messenger RNA, 1204 nt
Organism: Antrostomus carolinensis (chuck-will's-widow)
Lineage: Eukaryota; Metazoa; Chordata; Aves; Caprimulgiformes; Caprimulgidae
Product: cadherin-like and PC-esterase domain-containing protein 1
Exons: 11
Biological process (GO): protein modification process
Source: RefSeq, a predicted model, not a curated record